CACACAAUUGUGUUGUCCGCGGUGUAGAAGCCGCUUUCAUUUGCGUCUUCUGAUUGGAUUCAAGUUUUUCAAGGUACUACAUGGUAUCUCGCGGCUUUUUUUUUAUGUUUGAGUAACUAUUGUUGCUACAUAUUACUAUUGCAAGUAGUACACAACAUUUCGGUAAAAGAAGAACGAAAACGAGGAGAAAUUGAAUAUGGGUCGCUAUAGAAGUCGGAGCCGUGAUAGAGACAGGAGACGCAGAUCCCGUACAAGGUCUCGAAGCAGAUCUCCACGAGACAGAAGAAGCUGGGGAGGUAGUGGCGGUCGAGAUCGAGGCGGUGGCAGAAACAGUCGUGGCCAGCCUGGAGCAAACUUGAGGAAACCUCGGUGGGAUCUGAGUAGAUUGGAACCCUUCAAGAAAGAUUUUUAUAUACCGCACGAGUCGGUUCAAAAUCGUGACCUUAGAAUAGUGGAGCAAUACAGAAGCGAAAAAGAGAUUACGCUGAAAGGAAAGAAUAUACCUAAUCCUGUGUUUACCUUUGAAGAGACAGGCUUUCCGGACUACGUUCUGAAGGAGAUCAAGAGGCAAGGUUUUACCGAACCAACGUCGAUCCAAGCGCAAGGAUGGCCGAUCGCUUUGAGUGGAAGAGACAUGGUUGGAAUCGCGUCGACCGGCUCCGGAAAAACAUUAUCUUACAUAUUACCGGCGAUCGUACAUAUCAACAGUCAACCUAAAUUGGGUCGCAAGGAUGGACCUAUCGCGUUGGUGUUGGCUCCUACCAGGGAGCUCGCGCAACAAAUUCAGCAAGUCGCCGACGAUUUUGGACAUUCGUCCGGUAUUAGAAAUACUUGUUUGUACGGCGGGGCACCGAAGGGAGCGCAAGCUAGGGACUUGGACGGUGGUGUGGAGAUCGUGAUAGCUACGCCGGGUAGACUGUUGGAUUUCCUGGAAUCCGGUCGUACAAACUUGAAAAGAUGCACCUACCUGGUACUGGACGAGGCGGAUAGAAUGUUGGACAUGGGAUUCGAACCACAAAUUAGGAAAAUUAUCGAGCAAAUUCGACCAGACCGGCAAACGUUGAUGUGGUCUGCCACGUGGCCUAAAGAAGUGAAAAAUUUAGCCGAAGAUUUCUUAAAGGAUUACGCGCAGAUCAACGUCGGUUCCCUGCAAUUGGCUGCCAACCAUAACAUAUUGCAAAUCAUCGACGUUUGUCAAGAUUACGAAAAAGAGAACAAAUUGAGCACGCUUUUGAAAGAAAUAAUGGCGGAAAGCGAGAACAAAACGAUAGUGUUUAUCGAAACGAAGCGCAGAGUAGACGAAAUAACUAGGAAAAUGAAGAGAGACGGCUGGCCUGCUGUUUGCAUACACGGUGACAAGACGCAACAAGAAAGGGAUUGGGUUUUACAAGAUUUUAGAUCCGGAAAAGCUCCGAUACUCGUUGCAACAGACGUUGCUGCUCGUGGUCUUGACGUUGAAGACGUCAAGUUUGUCAUCAAUUUUGACUAUCCUUCCUGUUCGGAGGAUUACGUCCAUCGAAUCGGUCGAACAGGUCGUCGUCAAAAAACCGGUACAGCUUAUACAUUUUUCACGCCGAACAACUCGAACAAGGCCAACGACCUAAUCCAGGUACUGAAAGAAGCGAAUCAAGUUAUAAAUCCAAAGUUGCUGGAGCUUGCAGAUAGUAAAAGCGGUGGAUACGGGAGACACAGAGGCGGAAGAAAUCGAUGGCGAUCGAGGGGUGGCCGCAACGGAAAGGAUCGCAGUUACUCCAGAAGCAGAAGUCGAAGUCACAGUAGGGAACACAACGGCCGCGGGAACCGUCGGAGUUACAGCAGGAGUUACUCUCGAAGUCGUAGCCCUGUUGGCGGCAGCAAUCGUACAGAGGUUAUCGGUAAGAGUUACUGGAGCAGCGAAAGAUGAUCUUCCACCAGUGGUUAAGGACCAACGCUCGCUUCACGAAUCGUGAUUCUCUUUUUUUUUAUACCCCUUUUAAACUAUUCCGGACACACGAUAUCACAGUCGCAGUCACGGUCACAAUCGCGAUCACACUCCUGCUCGUACUCGCGCAUCGUACACCUGCGUCGUAAAAAUAUUGGUGUAACAUCGGUGUUCUCUCGACGCGCGAACGUAUAUCGCUUACGGUUCUCGCGUAUCGUAUAGUUAAUUAUUUUAGAAAAGACGAUGAGACAAGAUAAGAAAAAAAAAUACAAAAGAAUGAAAUAGAAUAGAAUAGGAUAGAGUAUACGCGCGCGCGCGCAUCUCUGUCCCGUGUCGCGGAGCAACGACGAUACGAUCGCGGCAUAUGGAUUCGAAAGGGAACCCGGGAACAGUCGAUCCGUCUGUAUACGCAAAAAUCCGUAGGUUUCUACGAUUUUACGCCUGUACGUUUCUAGAAUCUUCUCGCCUCGGUUACUCCCUCGAGCUUCGAUACCGUAGGGAAACGUAGAUCGUAAGCCUGAUCGCGGAUACGUUCGAUCAACGUUUUCUCAUCGUAUACAACUUAUAUAUCUUUUUUAACGACACCGUAACGUUCGAUGUAUCCGAAGUCCGAAGUCCGAAUUCCGAAAUCCGAACAGGCUUCGCAUAAUUACGACCGAACGAAUGCGUUUAGAAGACGAAUCAUCGCCCAAAACCUACACCGAUUCUUCGAACACGUAUCACUAUUUAUAGCUUAUAGCAACUCUCGUAGAUGGCUAGUGGUUGCUAGCGAUUAAUUCGUACACGUAUUCAAGCAUUUAAAACUAAUGGAAUAAUGUACAGUAUUUAACAGAAAUGUCAUAAAUAAAUUUAUUAACUAUUUAA
Megalopta genalis is the source of this 2785-nucleotide messenger RNA. Its product is annotated as putative ATP-dependent RNA helicase DDX5. NCBI's taxonomy places the organism in Eukaryota, Metazoa, Arthropoda, Insecta, Hymenoptera, Halictidae. The record is from RefSeq and is a predicted model, not a curated record. Gene Ontology annotation, molecular function: nucleic acid binding; ATP binding; RNA helicase activity.